Lampris incognitus (smalleye Pacific opah) is the source of this 6630-nucleotide messenger RNA. Its product is annotated as kinesin-like protein KIF26A. Bases 1 to 6630 code for a protein of 2209 amino acids. The record is from RefSeq and is a predicted model, not a curated record. Gene Ontology annotation, biological process: microtubule-based movement. Lineage: Eukaryota; Metazoa; Chordata; Actinopteri; Lampriformes; Lampridae. Gene Ontology annotation, molecular function: microtubule motor activity; ATP binding; microtubule binding. The transcript is spliced from 24 exons.
AUGUAUCCUCAGUACUGGGACUCAGCGCGGGCCCGCAAACCGGAUUACCGGAGAUUCACGAUAGUGGAGGGGGACGCUCGGCUCUCUCUGGGAUCCACCGGGACCAGACUCCACACGGCGCUGCAGGAGCAGGCAGACUGCGGCGGCAGACCGAACCCGGAAGGUGCCGGUGGCUCGGUUCCGGUGAGGGACGUGGAACCGGGAUGGCUGUGCGUGCGGUGCCACGCAGUGAGUGAAGACCUGACCCGGCAGGCGCUGAGCCUGACUGACCCGCUGUCAAUCAAAGAUCCGGCCUACGCCGCCUUCCUCUUUGAUAAACUGCAGCGCCUCCGGUGGCCUCAGAGGGGAAGACAUGAGUUCGGCGAGGCCCGCUGCCAAGUCUGCAGUACUUCUUUCCACCACCUGAGGCGCCAGGCACUCCGCAGAGCCCUUGCCACCGCUCCCGAACUGUCGUGCACUGCCACACCCAGCGUGGCGUCCUUGCUAUCGGACCCGCACCUUGCCAAACAGCAGGAGAACCCAGAGAACAGGCCUGGCGGGCUGCUGCAGGCCUGGGGUCAGGUCCACAGCACGUACCUGGGCAGCGGUGUGUCCAUGGGGCUCGCAAAAGUCACGCCGCUCCCUGUCAAGACACAGGACUUCCUGGAGGGCGUAUGGAGAGUUUCCUGCUCCAGACAGAACCCAUCCACGCAGCAGCUGUUGGUGUGGCUCCUGUCCAGCUCUGCGAAGAUACCCCCUGACAGGGUCGCAAACGGGUCAUCCACCCGUGGCAAUGGGUGUCCAUGCGAGAAUAGAGCAGCAGCACUAGGCAGCCCUUUCCUCCAGCUCCACAUGGAGUUCCACACGGAGCUCCGCACGGAGCUCCACACGAAGCUCCACAUGCAGUUCCACACGGAGCUCCACAUGCAGUUCCACACGGAGCUCCUGACGCAGCUCCACACGAAGCUCCACAUGCAGUUCCACACGGAGCUCCUGACGCAGCUCCACACGGAGUUCCGCACGGAGCUCCACACGAAGCUCCACAUGCAGUUCCACACGAAGCUCCACAUGCCGUUCCACACCUCCACAUGCCGUUCCACACGUAGCUCCACACGAAGCUCCACACGUAGCUCCACACGAAGCUCCACACUUCCACACGAAGCUCCACAUGCCGUUCCACACCUCCACACGGAGCUCCACACGAAGCUCCACACGAAGCUCCACACGGAGCUCCACAUGGAGUUCCACACGAAGCUCCACAUGCAGUUCCACACGGAGCUCCUGACGCAGCUCCACACGAAGCUCCACAUGCAGUUCCACACAAAGCUCCACAUGCAGUUCCUCACGGAGCUCCACAUGGAGCUCCACACAAAGCUCCACACGAAGCUCCACACGGAGCUCCACACGGAGCUCCACACGAAGCUCCACACAAAGCUCCACACGGAGCUCCACACGAAGCUCCACACGAAGCUCCACACGGAGUUCCACACGAAGCUCCACACGGAGUUCCACACGAGACAAGGUUUUAUGAUGUUGAAAAAUAAUGCAGAGGAUUUGGAUCUAAAGCUUAAAUUCAGGGUCGAUGAGUUUGACGACAUUGUUUUUGGUCAAAGUUCAGACACAGGGAGCGUCCACGUGACCAUGGCUGCUUCCCCCCUGGACAUCCAGUCAAAGCCGGCAGCCCACAACAUUGCCACGCAGACUUCCCCUCCUCCCUCUGCCACCGCUGCCUUUUUCAGCAGGGCUGCUCAGAAGCUCAGCCUCUCCAAGCGGAGGAAGUCUCAUCCUGCAACCCCCCAGUCCCUGGCUGAGGCCCCGGGGCCCCUGCUCUACACUGGGGGCUUCAGAGGGGCCCUGCAGCUGUCACCUCCCGCCGUGCCACCAUGCCUCCUGCGGGCCGGGUCCAAGGUCAAAGACGCCCCUGGGAUGGGGAAGGUCAAAGUAAUGGUCCGGAUCUGCUCGGUCCAGAGUGACUCGUCUGAGUCCAUAUCCUAUCUCAAAGUGGACUCUCGCAAAAAGCAGCUGACCCUCUGCGACGCCUCGGCUGGCGGUCAGUCCAGCGCUCCCCAGAGGCGUUCGUCCACCUCCGCACCAAAGAUGUUCGCCUUCGAUGCCAUCUUCUGUCAAGACACCUCACAGGCUGAAGUGUGUUCAGGGACAGUGGCAGAUGUUAUCCAAUCAGUGGUGAACGGAGCAGACGGCUGCAUCUUCUGCUUUGGACACGCUAACCUGGGUAAGACCUACACCAUGAUCGGCCGAGACUGCUCCACUCAGAGCCUGGGUGUGAUGCCCACAGCCAUCUCCUGGCUCUUCAAGGUGAUCGAGGAGCGGGAGGAGAAAGCCGGCGUGCGUUUCUCGGUGCGUGUUUCCGCUGUGGAGAUCUCCGGCCGUGAGGAGACGCUGACCGACCUGCUGGCCGACAUCUCCUCCUCCUGCUCCUCAGGGAGCCUCCAGGAGGGCCAGGCCCCAACAGUUCUCCUGCAGGAGGACCCUGUGAGCGGCUCACAGCUGCAGAACCAGACGGAGCUGCGAGCAGCCACAGCAGAGCAGGCUGCCUACUUCCUGGAUGCGGUGCUGGAAGCCCGGAGCACCAGCAGGAGACGCUGUGACAAGGAGACCAGGAGGAACUCGCACCUCCUCUUCACCCUCCAUGUCUACCAGCACCGCCUGGAGAAGAGCACCAAGGGAGCAUUGUCUGGUGGUCGUAGUCGUCUCCACCUCUUAGACCUGGGUAGCUGUGAGACAGACGUUGGACGGACGAGAGAGGGGGGUGGAGGACAGUGUCUCUCGCUCUCUGCGUUGGGAAACGUCAUCCUUGCUCUUGCCAAUGGAGCCAAACACGUCCCCUACAGGGACAGCAAGCUCACCAUGCUGCUGAGAGAGUCCUUGGGCAACAUCAACUGCAGAAGCACCAUGAUCGCCCACAUCUCCGACUCCCCGGCCAGCUACAUGGAGACGCUCACCACGGUGCAGCUGGCCUCGCGCAUCCACCGCAUGAGGAAGAAACGAGCCAAGCAUGCAUCGAGUUCAUCUGGUGGGGAAAGCUCCUGUGAGGAGGGCCGGUCCUGCCGGCCACCACACCUUAAACACUUCCACCAACCGACGGUGGCAUUCGAUCCAGAUGCACCUGUGUUACUCUCCAGCGAUCCAGAUUACUCGUCUAGCAGUGAGCACUCAUGUGACACUGUCAUCUACAUAGGACCUAGUGGAGCUGCCAUCUCCGACAGAGAGCUGAGCGAUAAUGAGGGACCGCCUGCCUUUGUUCCCAUCAUCCCCUCACUGAACAAGAAGCGGGUCAAGGACCGGCCCAAGUCUGAUGGGGACCACUUGAAGUGUAACACAUUUGCAGAGCUACAGGAAAGACUUGACUGCAUCGAUGGCAGCGAGGGCCCGAUUGCCCUCAUAGGUCAGUGCAGAGCUGCACAAGCAACAGUAUCCAAGAAUCAGAGUGGAGCUAUGAAACCCAUGGAGGUGACAUCACCCUCUAAACCAGAACAAGCCCCCUCCCAGAAAGUGUCAGAACAAUCAGAGACUAACCAGAUGAAUAAACCAGAUCAGGAACAUUUAAAUGCAGAUGGGCAGAGGGCUGUAGCACCACCCUGUCUGCCCCGUGUGGUGAAGCCCAGCAGGGCUUUUCCACAAGACUCAGAGCCUGCGGUGCGGGAGAGGGUCUUUAUCACAGCAACCGCCCCCAGACCCUCUAUGGCGGACAGCAGAACGCCCCCGCUGGGUGUGAGUCAAGGCCCAGUGCAGUCAGAAUUAUCAGGAGUUUCUUCUGUCAUGGAAGGGACUCUUCAUCAUCCCACACAUGUGAACCAUGUCCAGGCAGCCAUGCUGGGAAGGUGCUUUGACAGAGAUGCUCUGAGGACCACAGUGACACUGCAGCAGCCUGUUGUGCUCAAUGGGGAGGAUGAACUCGUGUUUACUGUGGUUGAGGAUCUGCCUUUUGGGUUCAUCCCAGAUAAUGGCCAUCCCACCAGCAUCCUCGGCUUUAGCAAUGACUUCUCUGUGCAGGCUGUGGCCUCGGGCUCUCGACCUGUUAGUAUUAUCAGCAGCAUUAAUGAUGAGUACGAUGCAUACACAUCCCGGAACAGGGCCACUGAGAUUUGCUCUGAUGUUGCCUCAACCUCACAGGAUGCACCUCUGACCCAGCAUGUCAGCAAACAUUCUUCCAUCUCAUGGCCAAGUGAAGUCAGUAUGAACACACUUGAAAGUAAAAGCACCUCUCCAACAGGUAAACUCUUGCAAAGAGCUAAAUGUGUAGCACCUGAGAAUAUUUCCAUGCUGACCUCGCCUACAAUAUUUCGUAAAGAACCCUUUCUACCACAUGGUGCCAAGAGCUCACUGAAUGACAGCGGUGUCUACUUCUCAGAGCUAGACAGUGACCCUGCCACCCCAAAUAAACCUUCCUUAAACAAGUGCCCGCUCUCCCCGGACUCAACCAAAGCCAUCCUGAAAGGUUCCAAAGUUAAAGCCAAUACUCUGAACACUUCAGCACAGCCCCAGAUCUCCCAUCAUGCCACCCAUUUCAGUCUUCCCAGGAAAACCAAGCCUACCUCAUCUGCUGUCCUUGGCUGCAGCAAACAGGAAGGCAGACAGGAUGACCUUUGGCUUCAGGGGAGUGGUCGCUCUGACCUAAGAGAGGCAGAGCAUUCCUCUGCAGGUAAACAACCAAGAAACAGUGUGAGCAGUGUUCCCUCCAAGAAGCCAGGAGGAAACAGUAACAGUGUACCUCGGCCACCAAAGGCACAAGUGUCCUCAGCACAGAGGGUGGUGGACGGCUGCGAGAAGGUCAGCAGUAGACGAGGAGAAACACUUGUUAAAAUGCCACAGCUCACACGAGGGGCAACAACUCUUGGAACUGUUUCUAUCUCCCACAAUUCCUCUGAAUCAAAAUGUGGACAUGAAGGCACUUCAGGAACUGGAAGUCUGAAGUUUUUAUCCUUAGGAAAGAAGUCAAAUGGACACAAAAGCAGCAUGAUCCCCAAGUCAGGAUCUGGAAACUUCUCUCCUCCUGCCCCAUCUAUCAGGCAGCUGUUUUUGGAUCAAACUACAAAGACCAGUUUAUCUCCAAGUGCCUUAAAAACAAGUGGUGAAUUUGGACAGUCCUCAUUCUCCAAAAUGACAGCAACAGAGGAGGAAGUUAACACAAGGCUCCGAGCAGAUUCCUUCAGCUACAAGAUGCCCAGCUUAAAAACUGAACAUGGCCCUGUUCGGAUAUCGUCAAGCCUAAAGACCCGAGGAGCCAAAGGGGAUUCUUCUAAAUACUAUGGGAGUUAUGUGUCUCUUGAGAGGACCGACAGUCUAACCUCAGUGGGGUUAAAAUCUGGGUUGUCCAGAGAAAACAGCGGUGCCAGCCUUGGAGGAAACAGCAGAUCCAGUAGAGCUGUUCCAAGACUCGGGGUUCCAGCUUCUACCUCCCCACCUGCUCAUUCCUUCCCAUCUUCUCCUGGAGGUUUUGCAAUGACAAGCAAACUGAGCCAGGUCAAAGGAGGUGUCAGUUCCAAGGCAAUGGUUUCCAGUGGGCCAAAGGCUCGGACUUUGUCUGCCAGUAGUUCCAAGAGCCUCAGUUUCCCCUCAAAAUCUCUUGACAGCACCGUGGCACGCAAUGCCAGUCUACCUCCAACUGGGAAGUCCCCAGCUCGCUCUGCAAUGGGAGCCAAGCCUGGAAGAGGCACUGUCAUGGGGACGAAGCAGGCCAUAAGCCGGGCAGCUAACAGUAGGGUUAGCGAGCUAGCCACAGGAAGCCAAAAAAAGCAGCUCAGCAGAGGGUCAGAGGUAACACGAAACGACAGCAACAAAGUUGGGUCUUUUGUCAGCUCACCGUUGCCCUCACCCUACAGCAAGAUCACAGCACCACGGAGACCACAGCGCUACAGCAGUGGGCAUGGUAGUGACAACAGCAGCAUCCUCAGCGGGGAACUACCCCCUGCCAUGGGCCGCACAGCCCUGUUUUACCAUAGUGGGGGCAGUAGCGGGUAUGAAAGUAUGAUCCGAGAUAGUGAGACCACAGGCAGCACCUCAUCAGCCCAUGACUCCAUGAGUGAGAGUGGAGUGUCAUCAUCAAAUAGGAGCAGAGUUUCAAAGUCGCCCAAGAAGAGAGGGAAUGGUUUCCAGCGGCGGCGUCUGAUCCCAGCUGCCCUACCAGACUCUGCCUCUCUGGGCAGAAGAGGUGGCGCUUCGGGACAGUGGGUGGGUCUUCCUCCGCUGGGUGGAGCCCUGAAGGAGCCCUUUGAGAUUAAAGUUUAUGAGAUCGACGACGUGGAGCGCCUCCAGAGGAGGAGAGACGGACUCACAGGAGGAGAGCAGCCGUUCCAUGACGUGGAGAAGGGUCUUCUGUACUUCAACACCCGUCUGAGGAUGUUGGAGAAGCGGCAGCAGCAGGUCAGGGAGCUUUGCAUCAAACACGAGAGCCUGAAGACGGAGCUGGAGGAGACCAAACACCUGCUGAUGCUAAACCCACAUCGCUGGACUGGAGACUUUGAUGUGGAUAAGGAUCUGGACCCGGAGUCUCAGGAGUACCUGGAGGCUCUGGUUCAGGUCACAGGUGAGCUGGAAUACUGCGUCAACCUCUGCAAGUCGCGCCUCAUGAUGGAGACCUGCUUUGACAUCGCCAUAUCGCAAGGAGGACAACCGGAAGUGGAGGUGUGA